AUGUUCAAAUCACUAACAAAUAAUCAACUUCAAAGAUAUGGAGAUUUAGUAAGAUUAGAUAUUCCACCACCAAGAACAGAUGAUGGAGAAAAAUAUGCUUUUGUAGAAUAUAAAUAUGCUGAAAGUUGUGAAAGAGCUUUAGAUUUAGAUGGUCAAAAAUUACCAUUUACUAUAGGAACUGGAUUAGUUGUUCAAGUUGCAAGAUCAGAUCCUUAUCAAACCAGACCAAGAGGUGGAUUCAGAGGAAGAGGAGGCUAUGGUUAUGGAGGAGGUCACGGUGGUUAUGCUCCAAGAGGUGGCUAUAGAGGAGGAUACGGCGGUGGAGGUUAUGAUGAUUAUGGUUAUGGUGGUGGUAGAGGAGGCUAUAGUAGAGGAGGUUAUGGCGGAGGAAGAGGUGGUUAUGGAAGAGGUGGGUAUGGUGGUGGAUAUGAUGAAGGAUAUUCAAGAGGUGGUUUCAGAGGUGGUAGUAGAGGAGGAUAUGGAGAUUAUAGAGGAAGUCGUGGUGGAAGUGAAGGAGGAUAUAGAUCAGGAGCUGGUAGGGAGAGAAGUUCAUAUGAAGGUAGAGGUGACUAUCGUAGAGAAAGCAGAGGAGAAGAAAGAGGUAGAUACAGUAGAUCACCAUCAAGAGAAAGAUCACCAGGAUUCUAA
Molecule: messenger RNA, 648 nt
Organism: Lodderomyces jiufengensis
Lineage: Eukaryota; Fungi; Ascomycota; Pichiomycetes; Serinales; Debaryomycetaceae
Gene: SLR1
Product: Slr1p
Exons: 1
Coding region: 1-648 (215 amino acids)
Molecular function (GO): RNA binding
Source: RefSeq, a predicted model, not a curated record